AUGUCUACGCUAGGACACGGCACGCGCCGCCAACCUGAGCGUAUUGCAAAGACACAAGCAGCCAGAGAGCAAAUGAGCACGCGAACACUCCAAAAAGGCGUGCUUGGUGCCACACCGAACAGCCACUACCUCGCAAUCCCAAAAAAUGUCGAAACAUCCAUGCUGCUGUGUCUACCCGCAGAGAUCCGGAACAGAAUAUGGACUCACGUUGUCUCCGUCGACAAAGUCUACAUUGGCAAAGUGUUCUACGACGAGCCGAUCGACGAGUACCCCGAAGCCAGCAUAUUACGAGUCUGCAGACAGAUACACGCUGAAAUCUGCUUGAUGGCUUACACCGUCAAUGUGUUCUGGUUCUACGAACAUGCGCCUUUUAAAGCGUGGUUGAAACGCAGAUUGCCGGCGCAGAAGGCUGCUGUGAGGAGGAUCCAGAUUUUUUGCAACGGCUGGGAGAAGAGUCCUUUGAGAUCAUUUACGCGCCUAGAGUCUGUGACCGUGUCGUGCGUUUGUGAUGGAAGUCAUGGCACCAAAACCGACGUCAGAUCUUGCCCUACUCCUAAGGAGAUAUUCCAAGCCAUACCCAAGCAAGGCAUAAUACCCAACGCGCUACUUAAAGUCUUCAUAGCUCGCAUCAUGCACGAUGUAAAACACUUCUUCGCCACUGUCCGCAUGACAGUCCGCGACAUACGGAAUCGUAUCUUCUACCCCCGAAAAGUGCGCUACCUCGCCAACGGCCUAAUGGACGCUACACCACUCAGCCCUACAGAAAUAGCCCUGUACGUCCUCGCCCCUCUCGCACACAACCCCCUCCCAACCCAUCUUUCCUAA
This is a messenger RNA of Pyrenophora tritici-repentis Pt-1C-BFP, 825 nucleotides long. The record is from RefSeq and is a predicted model, not a curated record. NCBI's taxonomy places the organism in Eukaryota, Fungi, Ascomycota, Dothideomycetes, Pleosporales, Pleosporaceae.